UUGCGCUGUAAUCUAGUGACGUAGUUCCGGUUAACUGUCAAACUUGUGGGCUUCAUGUCAGUCGACGGGACAGGCUUGGACCAAAAACCAGCGGCCGGCAGCUUAUUUUAUCGGCAGUCCAAGGUUGACAAGAGAAAUGUCUUUUAUAUUUGAUUGGAUCUACCGUGGCUUCAGCAGUGUCUUGCAACUAUUAGGGUUGUACAAGAAGACGGGCAAGCUAGUGUUCCUGGGUCUGGACAAUGCUGGAAAGACAACGCUCCUGCACAUGCUCAGAGAUGACCGGCUCGGACAGCAUGUGCCAACGCUACAUCCAACAUCUGAGGAAUUGUCCAUAGCUGGAAUGACCUUUACGACAUUUGACCUUGGAGGUCACACACAAGCACGGAGGAUCUGGAAGAACUACCUCCCAGCCAUAAACGGUAUCGUCUACAUGGUGGACUGUGCUGAUCAUGAGCGACUAGCAGAGGCUAAAGUUGAACUUGAUGCCCUGCUAACAGAUGAUACCAUCUCAAACGUGCCAGUUCUCAUCCUGGGAAAUAAGAUAGACCGCCCUGAGGCCAUCAGUGAAGAUGCACUCAGAGGAAUGUUUGGUCUUCAUGGACAUACAACUGGAAAGGGCAACGUGUCACUGAAGGAGCUGAAUUUGAGGCCAAUGGAGGUUUUCAUGUGCAGCGUGCUGAAGAGACAAGGAUAUGGAGACGGUUUCCGCUGGCUCUCCCAGUAUAUUGACUGAUCUGAGCACACAGAGACAAGUUCCACACAAAACUACCUGCUGUUGAGAUAUAUUUGAUCACACAUGCUGUAUACAGGACUAUUUAGUGGUAGUAGUUAGAAGGUUUUACAAGAAGUGUUUUGUGUUACACUGUGUUCUGCAUCAAAGAUGGAGUUAUGAAAUCAAAGAUUGAGUUAUGAAAGUAUCAGUUUAUUCAACUCAGUUUGAAAGAAGAAUAAUCUUCAUGCUGUAGUUUCUACAUUAACUUGAAGCCCUUUGGAGAAUUCAGUCUGCCAUAUAGAACAUUCAUCGCUGUGAACCAGUUUCUGACCCCAGGUUUAUUUUUAGCUGCUGGUGUAGACUUUCAGUGAAGGUCAGUUUGGUUCUCAUUCUGUGCUUGGAGUUCCUCUUCCUUGAUUGAGGAUUAUGUGUUGGCACAGAUAAAACAUUACAUCUUAUUACAUGCUAUUUCUCUCCAGCUAAUGGGGAUCCCAUUGUAGCAUCUUUUUGUUUCUUCAAACUUCUGAAUAAUGUUUUUGGAAAGUGCUGCAGAGAGUUGGUGCCAAUUACAUGAAUGUGACCACAAGUGCAUUAACUGACAUUUUGCUGUAGGGAGUUGUAUUUAAGCACAAACUAGUGUUACAUUAUUGCAGUGAAUGUUAACUGUAUAAGCACAGCUAUAGGUGGUGUAAAAAAAACUUGUCCAGAGUGAGAAUGCCAAACUCCUCGUUUUUUUUAAAUGGUUAAUUGCUGUGAGAUAACUUGAGUACUUUGUGAUUAGUAUAGCUGCUCAAAGGUGCAGUGAUAUUAUGAGAGUACUCUGGUGGUACUUAAAUGUAUGGCAAUAAAAAACAUAGAUUAACCUCUUACAAUCUUUUUGUAUAUAAGCUCUUAUUUAUAUUUUGCAAUAAAAAAAAUUGGUUUGCCUUAUGUAAUAUCAAGCAUUAUGCUCUGAAGAGAUAUAUCUGUUACAAAAGGUUGGUCAUGUUGUUAUAAAACGUGUGAAGUUUGAGCGAAAUAAAUAUUUUUGACAAUCCUUUAAA
Labrus bergylta (ballan wrasse) is the source of this 1755-nucleotide messenger RNA. It is a transcript of the gene sar1ab, whose product is annotated as secretion associated, Ras related GTPase 1Ab. Gene Ontology annotation, molecular function: GTPase activity; GTP binding. Gene Ontology annotation, cellular component: COPII vesicle coat; endoplasmic reticulum exit site. Gene Ontology annotation, biological process: intracellular protein transport; endoplasmic reticulum to Golgi vesicle-mediated transport; vesicle organization. The record is from RefSeq and is a predicted model, not a curated record. Lineage: Eukaryota; Metazoa; Chordata; Actinopteri; Labriformes; Labridae.